This is a messenger RNA of Bipolaris oryzae ATCC 44560, 3321 nucleotides long. RefSeq lists its product as uncharacterized. Bases 1 to 3321 code for a protein of 1106 amino acids. The transcript has a single exon. The record is from RefSeq and is a predicted model, not a curated record. Lineage: Eukaryota; Fungi; Ascomycota; Dothideomycetes; Pleosporales; Pleosporaceae.
AUGGCCGGGUUUGCAGACCCACGUACGCUACCACCAGCACCCUCGAGACGACCGCUCCCCAACGGACCAUGCAAUUAUCGCGACGCCAGUCUAGGACCAUGCGGAUGUGACCAGUUCUGGGACAAGCUCAGCGCCGACUUGCACGAUGAGAGCACUGAGCAUCGUCCGGGGAGUGAGCGCUCGACCUGGUGUGUCUGCGGCCACCAUGCCUGCUUCCAUCUGAAGGCGUCGCGUGCGUCUGAACGGCGUGCGCCUUCAAUCUCUGCCCCGCUGCCGUCGCCUCACGUGCUGUACGAAGGUCAAUGCCAGACUCUGCCUAGGGCGCGAUGCGAUGCGCACGCUGCUGGAUUGCGCCAGGCUGUCUCCGACGGGCCCCAAACCAUGCGCCUUGAGCGCUUCAAUUCGCAGUCCACUCACAGUCAGCGACAUCUCCUGCACAUUUCACGGAUCCACGAAUCGGGUCGCAUAGCACAAAGUCAAGACACCCCAUCGCAAGCUAGCACGAGCGGUCUCCCCGGAAUCCCUUCCGUGUGCUUGCUAUCUCAUGAACAGCGUCCAGUCGCUAACAACGAAACUAGGCAUGGGGUGAGUCAGUCGCAUCACUCAGUGACAGGCCUGGGUCUCUCUACAAUGCGCUUGGAGAGUAUGUGUCAGGUUAACCGUCAGCAGUCGCCAACACCGACUAUACCAGAUGACAUCAACAUCGCUGGGACCCCACAAACAAAUCGCAACGAGCGUGACCAUUCUCUGACCAGAGCGAACACGAACAGCCCAUCGCGUGCUAUCCUAGAACAUGUCCUUCCCUUCAACCGCAAUAUACAGCUUGAUAUACCUGGCGAUACCAUCCCAAACACAUACAACCCUGAAGAAUACGUGCAAAGCACUACAGAAGUCGCAACUCCAAGUGCAGGAGCUACCCCAGACCUGAGUGCCGCUGAUCGGGCGGUACAAGAAGGAAAGAAUCUGAUUGACACUUUGGCAAGAAUGACUUCAGACAUGCAACCGCAGGCGGCCAGUUCACCAGACCGACCAGCCAAUGCCACAGUGCCCACACAGCUUUUGCUGGAAAACUCUCCUUCAGUGCCCCAGGAACAGCUACAAAAUCUCUUACAAGCAGCUUCUCCACAAGGGCUCCAAAAGCUCGUGUCCUAUCUCGCUCCGUUGCAUAACUUGCUAAACUCGAUACCCAACGUGGCUAACACUAUGCGAGACCUGGGCAGCCGUCUCGAUAUGCUAGAGAAUGGCUCCUUCAAUUAUGUGCAACCAGAAGACCUCAACCAAACCCUGGAAAUGUACGAAGGCAGGCUUAUUGAGGUAGAGCACCGCGUGGACGAGCAUGAAAAAUUGCACCAAGCCUUAGAUGAUCAGGGUAGUAUCAGUUCUUUCAGUCGAAGACACAUCAAGGACGCCAAUACGUCUUUUGGAUCAAAUCACUCUGCCGACUCGACAACUUCAUCGGCUCUAAUACUCACAGCCAUGGAUCGUAAAGACACUGAGAUGGAACUCGAUUGCAUCAAGCAAAGACUUGAUGUGCUAGAAGCUGCGGCACCUCCCACCUCUCUGGCUCCUUGGGAGAUUGAAGUAGUACUGCUGCCAUGGGGGCCUGAUUUGCGAGGCAUCUGGUUCUCACAGGACGACCCAAUGCACGACGUUGACAGGACCACAACUCAGAGCUCUGAAGAAUGGACUCAAGCCCGGUCAUCCAGAACCGGCACGGGCACGCCGAUGCUAGAAAUGCGUAGGCCAGACACAGACUCAAGCCCUUAUCCGGGUGCUCCGAUGAUGGGCAGUAACCCUGUGCUCAACCAACACGAAAGUGGAUGGAGCAGUCAAGACAUUACUAACUGGGCCUCGGGAUCCACCGGCGAGUGGCUGUUCCCCAAAGCCUGUGGAAGCAACAACCUAGUCUACAAGCGACUCCAGAGCCGUGGUUUCGUGCGAGACAUUACACUGAGGGGUGCCAGUGCAAAAGACGUCCAGGAAACGCUGUCGAAUGCUUUCAGUGACGUGUUUGAUCAUUUACAGUAUGAUGACAGCGAUGAGAAUCCCAUGAUUACUGCUUAUCCGGGUCUUCGAGCGUCGUACAUACCACUACGAAAGGUGCUUAGGGAAUCGCGACUUCGCUUCCUCACACCCGCCGAAAUGUCAAGCUCGGCGUUUUGGACAGCUCAGUUCCUCGCAUCUGGUGUCAUGAUGCGAGUAUCUGGAGGAAAGAAGAGGUUGUAUGUUACUCAUCGCGAAGCCUAUACCCAGCAGGUUGAUCGAAACGAGUUUGUAGUCAUGGAACAGUCAUGGCCAGAACUCCGAACAUUGCCUCGCUAUCAGCCCGAAAAGAAUUCGCAAACGGACGGCAAUGAUGGAGAUUGCCAACCACAUGUCCCUGAAGCAGAUGCCAAGGAAGCAUGCUGGCAAUUUGUCGAAGCGUACGAUGCUCCGCCUGCUAGUAUGCAUUCUUCAUUCGGUAGCAACCAAUCUGUACAACUGUCCAUGCGACCUGCAGGCCGACAAUGGCGACGAUCAAUCACACCAAGCUCCAUCUUGAAAAAGCAGACGCACCCAAUCUCUCCAUUGAGCGAGAAUCAUCCGCGACGCCCAUCAUCCCAUCGCAAUCGCACGGUAUCAGCCUCGGCCAUGGAUACAUUUCCCCCCAGCUCGGCCAAGCGUCGCUACAAUGGGUCUCCAAUAAAGCAGUCGUCUGCUCCACAAACAAUAUCACGCACACCCAGUCUGAUGUCGAGGCUCAAGAGACGUCGCGUAACAGAGUCCGCAUCACCAAGACCACAAGAGGAUGCUCGGGAAGAGCCCCAAGUUCCAAUAUGGACUGCAACCCCUCGGCGUUCGCGUGAACCGCCUUCACCGUUUUACUCUUCCCAACCUCCAUUGCCGCGAUCCUACUCCGACAUCGCAAGUAGGCCAAGUCAACGCUCUGUUGCUAUGACUGGUAAAUCAACUCCAUUUGCGUAUGCGACUCCUCACUCGGGGCCUUUUAUGGGCGAUCCGGGCUACAGUGCCUACAACAACGGUGGUGACACUGAGCCAGAUGAUGACGACAACGCAUACAAUGACGAUGACGGCGAGCAGAGCUGGCACGGCGUCACUGAUGGCGAGAGUGUUACAAGCUCCGUUGCCGGUGCCGCCAUUAGUGCUCAGGAGGGCGCAAGUUUCUCAGGGGACGACAGUGGCUUUGGCAGCGAAAAUGACGACGACAGCGAUGCACAGUCGGAAGAAGAUGCCGAGGAUCAUGCACAUCGGCAGCAAGAUGAUGGAGACGAGGACGAAGACGAUGUAUUCGACUCUUUGCUCAGUAUCAUUGAAGAUUAA